AUGAAGACCAUCCUGGCCACGGAGACGAUGGACAUCCCCGAGGGGGUCACGGUCACGGUGGACGCCAAGCUGGUGACGGUGGAGGGCCCGCGCGGCAAGCUCACCCGCAACUUCAAGCAUCUCAACCUCGACUUCCAGCUGCAGGAGGGCGGACGCAAGCUCAAGGUCGACGCAUGGUUCGGCACCCGCCGCACCAUGGCCGCCAUCCGCACCGCCAUCUCCCACGUCCAGAACCUCAUCACCGGCGUCACCAAGGGCUUCCGCUACAAGAUGCGAUUCGUCUACGCUCACUUCCCCAUCAACGCAUCCAUCACCAACGCCAACUCUGCCAUUGAGAUCAGGAACUUCCUCGGGGAGAAGAAGGUCAGGAAGGUUGAUAUGCUUGAAGGUGUGACCAUCUUGCGUUCAGAGAAGGUCAAGGAUGAGCUUAUUCUUGAUGGCAAUGACAUUGAGCUUGUCUCUCGCUCGGCUGCCCUUAUAAAUCAGAAAUGCCAUGUCAAGAAGAAGGAUAUUCGGAAGUUCUUGGACGGUAUCUAUGUGAGUGACAAGGGCCCCAUCUCUGAGGAGCAGUGA
Miscanthus lutarioriparius is the source of this 573-nucleotide messenger RNA. NCBI's taxonomy places the organism in Eukaryota, Viridiplantae, Streptophyta, Magnoliopsida, Poales, Poaceae. The record is from the annotation of a GenBank genome assembly.